Messenger RNA from Oncorhynchus tshawytscha (Chinook salmon), 3102 nucleotides. Its product is annotated as kinase suppressor of Ras 1-like. The coding region runs from base 268 to 2976 and encodes 902 amino acids. Gene Ontology annotation, molecular function: ATP binding; protein kinase activity. Lineage: Eukaryota; Metazoa; Chordata; Actinopteri; Salmoniformes; Salmonidae. The transcript is spliced from 20 exons. The record is from RefSeq and is a predicted model, not a curated record. Gene Ontology annotation, biological process: protein phosphorylation.
GAACGCGACCACUCUGUCAAACAACAUGCAGAAAGAAGUAAUUUACGUAGCUCUUGAGAAUACACGGAACCCACUGUGUGUUCAUUGAAGUGACAGAGCUACCAAUGUAAAGGUCGAGGAUUAACUGUUCUAUUAGUUCGCUGUUCAAACUCGACUAAACCUACCAAGCCGUGCCAACGACGAGGAAUGGAUAUUGUGCCAGUCAAAGGUGGAAGGAUGGUUCAAAGUAAUUAACUAUCGGACGGGGACAGUGUAGGUGGCGCAGCGAUGGAUAAGGACGCACUUCACCAGUGCGAACUCAUCCAGAAUAUGAUCGAGAUCUCCAUCUCUAGUUUACAAGGACUCCGAACCAAAUGCGCAGCAUUGAGCGACCUCACUCAGCAAGAAAUACGCACUUUGGAGGUGAAACUGACUAAGUACAUCUGUAAGCAGCUGCAGUGUAAGCAGAGAGUGCCUGAGAGACAGAGGACCCAGGCCCUGGCCAGCUACCCUCGACUGGGAGACUGGCUCUGCACCAUCAACCUCAGACCUGAACUCAUACAGGCUGUACCAGUGAAGCUGUCCCUGGAUGCUUUGCUGCAGAUGUCCAGUUGUCAGGUGCAGGACACCAUGAGACAGCUGGGCUCUGAACCAGAGGAGUGCUCCCGACUCACUGCUGCCCUCUCCUGCCUAAAGAGUGCCAGUGGGGACAUCAGAGAAGACCCAGGAACCUGGAUAUCAGAGCCGCCCCGCCGUGACAGUAACACCUUACCUCCUCCGGACCGUCGCCCCUCCACCCCCGCCACACUACCCCGUGGCUCCAUCCUCAGUCCGCAUACCCACGCCCGUUCUGUCUCUGUGACUGUCGUACCCUGUGUGGACGAUAAGGGGCAUCAAGUCUACACAGGAGGCAUGUCGGAUGCUUUCCCCUCCUCGCCACUGCUCUUCUCCAAUUCCCCUCCCUCCAAGAGACGCGCCAAGCACCCUCCACGCAUGUCCCCCUCCCGAAAAUUGCUGCAACUCCCCUUCAAUAUCACCCUCACACGCAGCAAGAGCCACGAGUCACAGCUGGCCAACCGCAUAGAAGAGCCAGUGCCCAACAACAAGGGUGGGAAGAAGAACAAGCUGCUCCUGAAUGUGCACAUUAACAGUAGCAGUGGGAACGGGUGUGAAGACUCCACCCGGACCUCUGGCCCAGCCACCGCCCCCUACACCCUCCCAGGAACCCCUACGCUGCUGGAGCAUAACCUAGCAUUGCACCGGGGGUCUCCACAGAUGAUGAGGAGGGAUAUCGGCCUCUCUGUAACACACAGGUUUUCAACCAAAUCCUGGCUCUCACAGACAUGCCAGGUGUGUCAGAAGAACAUGAUGUUUGGUGUUAAAUGCAAACACUGCAAGUUAAAGUGCCAUAACAAAUGUACCAAAGAAGCCCUUCCCUGCAGGAUAUCUUUUCUCCCACUCCCGCAAAUCCGCCGGGCAGAAUCCGUACCGUCAGAUAUCAAUAAUCAAAUUGACCGUACGGCAGUGUUACCAAUCCAGUUUGGCACUUUACCUAAGGUGCUAACCAAAAAGGACAACCCUCCCAUGCUGAGCCAGAUGGAUUCCAGCAGUAACCCUUCCUCCACCACUUCCUCUACGCCCUCCUCGCCCACCCCCUUCCAGCAGAGCAACCCCCCCAGCAUCAACGCCACACCGCCCCCCAACUCCUCGCCCGGCCCCCAAGGGCCCCGAGACAGCCACUUCCACUUCCCAGCUGGCUGUUAUUUACAACCUAGACAACAGUUUAUUUUCCCUGAUGUUUCCUCUUCACCAUAUCCUGUUGGACUACACUCUGAAGGCUACCAUGACACUGGAGACACACAGCAACUGGCACAAUCAGAACCUCCAUGUCAAGGACAGGAAUGUGGAGCGGAAGAGGAGGAAUACCCAGGGGAUGAGGGAAAUGGUAGCAAGGAGGGCAGUGAGAAGGGCCACUCAAACGGAGAGUGUGAUGGGGACGAGAUAGAGGACCUGCCCAGCUACCGGGGCCGACUGGCCGGUGGCCAAUGGAGGGGGCCCAUCUCCCGUAAGGCCAGCCAGACCAGUGUAUAUCUGCAGGAGUGGGACAUCCCCUAUGAGCAGCUGGAGCUGGGGGAGCUCAUUGGCAAGGGCCGUUGGGGGAAGGUUCAUAAGGGGCGCUGGCAUGGAGAGGUGGCCAUUCGGCUGCUGGAGAUAGAUGGUAAUAACCAGGACCACCUGAAGCUGUUUAAGAAGGAAGUGAUGAACUACAGACAGACCCGCCACGAGAACGUGGUCCUCUUCAUGGGGGCCUGCAUGGCCCCGCCACACCUCGCCAUCAUCACCAGUUUCUGCAAAGGUCGGACACUAUUCUCUGUUGUAAGAGAUGCCAAGAACACGCUAGACAUCAACAAGACAAGGCAGAUCGCUCAGGAAAUUGUUAAGGGUAUGGGCUACCUUCACGCUAAAGGAAUCGUUCACAAGGACCUGAAGUCCAAGAAUGUGUUCUAUGACACAAACAAAGUGGUAAUCACAGACUUUGGCCUUUUUGGAAUGUCCGGAGUGGUACAAGAGUACCACAAGAGGCAAGAGAACGAGCUGAGGCUCCCUCAUGGCUGGAUCUACUACCUGGCCCCUGAGAUCGUCCGCAGGAUGGGCACUGGGAACCAUGAGGACCGCCUGCCUUUCUCCAAUGCUGCAGACGUCUAUGCAUUUGGCACCAUUUGGUAUGAGCUGCAGGCCCGUGGCUGGCCACUCACCAACCAGCCGGCAGAGGCCACCAUCUGGCAGGUGGGCAGUGGAGAGGGCAUAAAGAAGGUCUUGGCAAAGGUCAGCCUGGGCAAGGAGGUUACGGAGAUACUGUCUGCCUGUUGGUCCUUCAAGCUGGAAGAGCGUCCCUCCUUCACCCAGCUGACUGACAUGCUGGAGAAGCUGCCGAAGCUCAACCGCAGGCUUUCCCACCCAGGACACUUCUGGAAGUCAGCCGAGUAUGUAUCCUAAAGACCAGGAUCCCUUUUGAGAUAUACUGAAUAUACUCACUGUGAGGGGGAAAAAGUAUUUGAUCCCCUGCUGAUUUUGUACGUUUGACCACGGACAAAGAAAUGAUCUGUCUAUCAUUUUAAUGGU